Messenger RNA from Acanthopagrus latus (yellowfin seabream), 3241 nucleotides. It is a transcript of the gene fgf24, whose product is annotated as fibroblast growth factor 24. Lineage: Eukaryota; Metazoa; Chordata; Actinopteri; Spariformes; Sparidae. Gene Ontology annotation, cellular component: cytoplasm. Gene Ontology annotation, biological process: regulation of cell migration; positive regulation of cell population proliferation; heart morphogenesis. Bases 1074 to 1700 code for a protein of 208 amino acids. The transcript has 6 exons. Gene Ontology annotation, molecular function: growth factor activity; type 1 fibroblast growth factor receptor binding; type 2 fibroblast growth factor receptor binding. The record is from RefSeq and is a predicted model, not a curated record.
CCCAUCACAUAUAAUGUAGGCAGGAGCAGAAACAUCAGCCAUAUGAAAGCUGGACGGGUGUGGAGGGUCCCGCCUAUUUCUUGGUGGGUGGAGGUACCAGCCUGCCUUCCCUUUAUACAUCCUACAUCUGGAACGGGCACCUUUCCCCCUCUUUUCCGAAUAACAUCUGCCGCAGAAAAGCCAGACAGCGCUUUGCCCACCGAGAGGAAAAAACCCUCUCCAAGUUGAUGGUCUCUCCAAGAUUACCCUAUCAGGUGCAAACCGCUGACAUGUUUCCACCCACCAACAACAAAAAAGCCUCGCUGUGCCCAAUUCUCAAGCCGCAGACGCACAAACACCGCUGACAGGCACUGCUGCGCCAUCAUCAGCCUCCAAAGCUCUCCAGGGAUCCGCCGCUGCCGCUGCGACCUCCACACUACCUUUCUUUUUUAGAGCAUAACCUUUUUGUAUGCCUGGAUAAGCUUGUUUGCCCUCUUUUAGCGAGUUGUGUUGUUUUUUGGGGUGGAAGGGCGUCAUUUCAUCCACCACUUUUCCUUUUUUUUUUUUUUUUUCCAGCGCAGCACUUGGUAGAAUAAAAUGACCCAUGCAAGGUGUAGAAAUCCCCCGCAGGUACGGACGGAGCUGAGGAGCCAGUGAACUCUGGAGCAGCAGGAUUGGCAUUGUGGGGGAAACUUGGCUGUAGGUGCGCAAAACUCGGAGGAUAAUUUUUCAAGCGAGGGGAUUUUUUUUUCUUCCUUUUUUUUGAGAGGUUGAAUUCGCUAGGCACCGAUUUACGGAGGAGUUGCAGGAUUUCGGUGAGCGGAGGAGACUGAGCUGAAAAAAAAAAAAAAAAAUCUGGAUAAUUCCCCCCCCAACAAGGAAGCACCUAAUGUUGCACCCCGUGACUCUGCUACUGCUCUCCAGCGAUCUAUCCUUACACUGGGAUUCAAUCUCCUACUUACCACCGGAGUUGUGUGCGUAAAGGACGCGCAGGGGAGCGAAAGCGAGAGAGAGGGGGGCGAUUUCGCCAACCUUUCCCGGGGCUCUAAAUCUGUGGAAGCAGGUGUAUUUCAGGUGUAUUUCUGCGAGUCAAGAUGUCUCUGCUGCCUUCGAGGUUCAUAUACGUGUGUUUACAUUUUCUGGUACUCUAUUUCCAGCUACAGGAGUCCCAGCAGAGCUCUGCUGAUUUCAGGUUUUACAUCGAGAACCACACAAGGAACCCGGACGACCUGAGCCGGAAGCAGGUCCGGAUCUAUCAGCUCUACAGCAGAACCACAGGGAAACAUGUCCAGAUCCUGGGCAAGAAAAUCAAUGCCAAUGGAGAUGAUGGGGGCAAGUAUGCUCUUCUUGUCGUCGAGACAGAAACUUUUGGGAGCCACAUUCGAAUAAAAGGAAAGGAGAGUGAGCAUUACAUUUGCAUGAACGAGAAAGGCAAAAUAGUUGGAAGGCCCGAUGGAAGGAAGCAGGAGUGCGUCUUUGUCGAGGAAUUCCUGGAGAACAACUACACGGCUCUCGUGUCAGCCAAGUACAAAGGAUGGUACCUCGGCUUCAACAGGAAGGGUCGGCCCAAGAAAGGCUCGCGGACCACACAGAGGCAACAGGAAGUCCACUUCAUGAAGCGCCAGCCGAAGGGCAGGUUGGACCCCCUGGAGGAGUUUCGUUUCACCACAGUAACUAAGCGGACACGAAGGGCUCGGCGGUUAAAACCCAAGAGGAACUGAUGGGACCAAUGGGACAGCACUAAAUUUCCUCUGGGGGGAAAAAAAAAACAAAAAACAAACUCUAUCUGAAAAUCUCAAGCUUCUUGUCUUAAAAGUCACUUCUGUAAGAGAAAGACAGACAAAAAGAACAAAAAAAAGUCAAAGAUGUUUUAUUUUUGUAUUUCAGGAUGACUGAAUAUUUCCUAACUCUUGGAUUCUUCUGGGUUGAUGUCAUUGUGCUAACGUGUCUGUCAUGUUAUUUAUACUGGAUAAACUAAAGGAGCUUUGAGAGAAUUCCUGUCGCCGUCGUCCUCAGCUACGUCUGAACUACAAGCUAAAGGCAUACUUUCUUUUUUGACAAUGGUGGCUGAAGCAGGAGCUGACGCAAUGUUAUAAAAAUCAGCCAACUAGAGAUUUAUUGGAAUACCUGUCGGUUUUUGUUUGUGUUUCCCCUGACAACGCGGAUCCCAUACUUUCCACUGGAAUCAGACACCAUGGAGAUGAAACGGAGAGAGGUGGCAGUCGCAGGUGACACUGUGCUGCUGGGAUAACUGUGUAGCUUUGAGUGCAAUAUUUUAUAGGUCUCUCUCUUUUCUCCUUCCUUUUGAUUUUUUUCCAUAUGUCUCUCAACCUCAGCUUCACUCGCGGCUCCAGGAAUGCGCUGAACCCCCUGAGUGCUGUGUGCAAUUUCCUUGACAUUUCCAUGCAGCCUGUGAUUCAGCUAAAACACAACAUGCUUUGACUAGUCAGGCCGCUGCCGUGGCUUCAGUCUUGUUAAAACACACACACAAUACAAAUACAAAUAUAACAGCUGAUGUGAUUCAUAAUUCAGCAAAGUCUUUCAACUUCAUCACAUCUGGAGACGGAUGUUAAUCCCUUUCAUCUCCUGUUGGACUCGCUGUGGAACAGCUCUGUCUUUCUGAAAUCGAUGCCUUGGUUCUUUGAGCGUGAGCUAGCUAAUGUUUUGGGGUUGGCCAUGAAGACUUCCUCUACCUCUUUGUUCUCUUUGUUGAUCUUUCACCUAAUCUAAAGAUCCUUUCAGUUGACGCCAAGCUGAACCGAGCUCUUCUUUUUUCCCCUUCCCUCCAAAAUCAUCCUUUGACUGUGAGCUCAUUUUCGCUCCUUUCACUCUCACUGGAUGACAGUCUCAGAGAAAAGAUGCCUGUGCCUAUUCGUCAGAUCAGUGAUCCACAGACAGGAGCACUGUAGCUCUAACCAGCCCUGAACACUUCAUAAAUCCAACAUUUGACGAUGCUGACCAACUCCUCCACGAUUCUGGGAACAUUUUCAGCAGUUUGAGUCUGAAUCCUGAAGGAAAAAGUCUGAUUCUUUAAUUCCUUCUCUCACUGAUGACAAACUCUGGCCCCUCCUCACCAGUAGUAUGUAUUCACCUGUCUGGCUGCUGGCAGGUUUCUGUAUGAGUUGCUACUAACAACAUGAUACAUUUAUGAUUUUUUUUAAACAAAUGUAAGCAAAAAUAAUUUUAUGACUAUUAUUAAGAUAUUUAUUGCCUCCCUUUGUAAAUAAAAUGUGAUGAGUUUUAUUUGGCCUCUGUUAAUAAA